Molecule: messenger RNA, 1062 nt
Organism: Myotis lucifugus (little brown bat)
Lineage: Eukaryota; Metazoa; Chordata; Mammalia; Chiroptera; Vespertilionidae
Product: protein S100-A15A
Exons: 3
Coding region: 409-897 (162 amino acids)
Cellular component (GO): cytoplasm
Molecular function (GO): transition metal ion binding; calcium ion binding
Source: RefSeq, a predicted model, not a curated record
CCCACCCAAGCCCUGGAGCUGGGAGGAUGAGCUGGAGGCAGGGAGAUGGAUAACCUUGUGACCUCGUGUGGGUCUGAGAUGCUUCAGAUCAGGCUCUGAGGGAAGGUGGGUCCCUGAAACUGGCUGAGUGCAUCUUAGGGAGCAAGUGCGUGUGAUGUCAUCCCAGGAAUGCAGUGAAGGCUCAGCUGUGCUGCCGAGGAACCUGUGAGGAGUCACAACACUGGCUGCUGUAAUUGGAGGCACCGAGGAUGGGCAGGGAGGGGGCCUGAGACAAGGUGGGCAGGAAGGGAAGGGCUGGCCCAGAGGAGGUGCUGCUCUCUCUCCCCGAUUCUCCACUGUCCGCAGCUGCUCCACCUCCACAUCUCUGGAGUUGGCCCUUGUCCGCUGCCAUCAGAGAGCCCCGCUGCCAUGACGGACACGCCAGUCGAGGAAUCCCUCUUCCAAAUCAUCCACAGCUACCACCAGUACGCGGCCCGGGAGGGGGACGUGGAGACCCUGUCCCUGGAGGAGCUGAAGGCCCUGCUCAGGGACAACGUGCCCCGCUUCAUGGAGAGCCUGGUUGUCUCAGACCAGCCUAGGGGCCCAGCCCCGAGUCUAGGCUGCUCAGCCACCCUGCUCAGGCCUGGAAUCUCCUCUGCCAUCAGGACGAGCCAUGUGAUUACCCGGCUCCUGGGGAUGCAAGGCCAACCCGAGUGUCUGCCCUCGGUGCCAUGCCCCCGGGGCCGGGAGAAGCCGUACUUCGUCACCGAGCUGUUCCGGGCAGCGGACAAGGACAAGGACAACCAGAUCUGCUUUGACGAGUUCCUGUACGUCCUGGGCCAGCUGCUGAGGGACUACCACCUGCAGUACCACCGGCAGCUGUGCGCCCACUACUGCGCCCAGCACAGCCUCUACUAGAGGGAGCGGGCAGCCCCCCAGGCCUGCCCCAGGAGCCAUGUGACCCAGCCGGGCGGCCCAGUGGAGCUCUGCCACGCGUGUCUGCGUGUGCCCGUGUGUGUGCACGCCUGUGCAUGGAUGUGGAAGGACACCAGGGAGGGAAGAGAAUAAAGCAACUUCACAGCA